Messenger RNA from Panicum hallii, 1537 nucleotides. RefSeq names its product rop guanine nucleotide exchange factor 5-like. The transcript is spliced from 2 exons. The coding region runs from base 678 to 1178 and encodes 166 amino acids. The record is from RefSeq and is a predicted model, not a curated record. Lineage: Eukaryota; Viridiplantae; Streptophyta; Magnoliopsida; Poales; Poaceae. Gene Ontology annotation, molecular function: guanyl-nucleotide exchange factor activity.
UUUUUCCCCGCAGCCGUGUCCCGGAGUCCUGUUGCCGGCUGCCGGCCGCUGGUCCCUGCUAUUUCGUUGUUAUUUCCGUCCGGCAACGUGAUGUUAACUGAGAUGGGAAAAGAUGAUUUUUCCGCGGCCGUGCCCCGGAGUCCUCCUGUUGCCGGCUGCCGGCCGCUGGACCCUGCCGUCCUCGCGUCGCCGGCCUCCUUCCGCUCCAGCGCCCCUCUCCGUCUCCCGCCACUCUCCGUCUCCCAGGCCAGUGGGGCGGCGCUCCAACGGCGGCCGAAGCAGUGUGUGCUUACCUGUGCGGCGAUGCUCGCCCGUCCGUCCCGUGGCUGGACCGGCGGUGCUCGCCCGCCUGCGCGCGCCCGGGCCGCGGGAAGGAGGGGCAGAGGUAGCGAGGAGGCCAAAUCGACGAGCGGCGGCCCCCUCGAGCUCCCCUGGCAGCCAAUUCGACGAGCCACCGCCCACUCAAGCUCCCUUCAUGGAUGAAUCAGCCUCAAAUUGAAGAGGCGGACAACGAUCAGUGGUGGACGGCCUCUUCCUCACCCAUUAAAGUACCAAUUAAAGACUGAAUCUCUGACGAGCCUCUUCCUCACCCCCGCUAUCGUCCUCCCCGGAGGGGCGGCGCCGCGAAGCCGGCGAGCCGCGCGGGCGCCAAGUCGUCGUGGGGCAUCGUGAAGGACAUGAUGGACACGGAGAAGCGUGACCUGCUCGCCGAGCACGCCGAGGGCCUCCUGGACGUGGGGAAAUCGAUCCUCGAGAGCUACUCGAGGGUCCUGGAGAGCCUGGCCUCGAACAUCAUCGCGCAGAUCGACGACCUGCUCAACGUCGACGAGCUGAGCAAGCUGUCAGACCACCUCCUCGCCGGCGGCGCGGACGGGAACAUCGCCUGCAAGAACAGCAGCAGCAGCAGCAAGGACGCGGCGGUGCUCGCCUCGGGCACGCCGUACGCGACGGCGUACGCCACGCCGAGCUUCUCGCCGGCGCAGCUGUCCAGCCCGUCAAAGAUCGGCAGGGCCCUGUUGGUCGACCGCCGGUCGCACCACGCCAAGGGGGCCGGAGCCAAGAGAACAGCGACGCCCGCGGCUGACCGGGCCGGCACGGGGAUGCCAAGCUCGCCUCGACGCAUCAGCUGCUUCAGUCGCACGGCUGGGAGUACGGGCGGACGGGGAAAAUCGAGUUGAGCGAGCGAGAGAGAGAGGAGUUAGGCACUAACGGGUGGGACCAGGUGUAAAAUCGUCUUUUUAAACUAAACUUCACAGCACAUGGGUAGAAAUAGCAACGGAAUGGCAUUGAAGGGGUGGAGCAAAAUUCCUAUGGUAUUGAAGGAACUUCUAAAUUUUUAUGGCACUAAAGAGAGACAUCAAAAUUUCUAUGGCACUGAGAAAAUUGGCUUAUUUUUUAAUUUAGGAAUCCAAAUAAACUUUGUUAGAUUUAAUGCAGGCUCAAUAAGGUUUCAUUUAAUUCAUUUUGAAUUUAGAGCAUUUAUCGUGAAUUAUAAAUAAAUUAUUUGGUCAUAAAAAGAAUGUAAGGUAACAUUGAU